This is a messenger RNA of Medicago truncatula (barrel medic), 1901 nucleotides long. Its product is annotated as sugar transporter ERD6-like 7. The coding region runs from base 281 to 1708 and encodes 475 amino acids. Gene Ontology annotation, molecular function: sugar transmembrane transporter activity. Gene Ontology annotation, biological process: transmembrane transport; carbohydrate transport. Gene Ontology annotation, cellular component: membrane. The transcript is spliced from 18 exons. NCBI's taxonomy places the organism in Eukaryota, Viridiplantae, Streptophyta, Magnoliopsida, Fabales, Fabaceae. The record is from RefSeq and is a predicted model, not a curated record.
UUCCAAAGUAAUCAAACCUAAAUAAACUACCUUCCUUCUAUAGCAAUACUUGCAUUUGUUAAAUGUUAGUGGUUCAAAUCUGAGAACAUUUUAUGUGAAAUCCAUGUUUAUCACGAAUGUAUUUAUUUGAGUACGUUUUCAUCACUACGCCAAUAAUAUAAAAAAAUAGCAGCAUUCAUUGCAGUGUUUCCAAUAUAUAGACACUGUCACUAUCAUAAUCAUCAAUACUACUAACUAACAAGGACCUAAAAUUGUACUACGCAAACAGAUAGGAACGAAAAUGGAAAUCAAAGAGGAAAUGGAGGAUGGUAAGCAGAAAGGAAUGAGAGAACCAUUGAUAGGGGAACACAACAACCAACUUGUCCAUGCAAACAAAGAUCAUCAUUAUCCAUGGAUGCUUUAUUUCACCACAUUCAUUGCAGUUUGUGGUUCUUAUGAAUUUGGUGCUUGUACUGGGUAUUCAUCUCCAGCUCAAGAUGCUAUCAGGAGGGAUCUUAAUCUGUCUUUGGAAGAGUACUCCUUGUUUGGCUCCAUCUUGACUUUUGGUGCGAUGAUUGGUGCAAUAACUAGUGGACCUAUUGCCGAAUUCGUUGGACGAAAGGGGGCAAUGAGAGUGUCAAGCGCUUUCAGUAUUGCAGGGUGGCUUGUUAUUUACUUUUCUGAGGGUAUAGUUCCUUUGGAUAUUGGGAGACUACUAACAGGAUAUGGAAUGGGAGUUUUUUCAUUUGUGGUUCCUAUCUUCGUAGCAGAAAUUGCGCCAAAAGAACGCAGAGGAGCCUUGACUACCUUAAAUCAGUUCAUGAUUGUUAGUGGGGCAUCUGGGUCAUUCAUAAUUGGAACAGUACUUUCAUGGAGGGCUUUAGCUAUAAUCGGUCUUAUUCCCACUGCUGUGUUGCUUUUGGGUCUGUUAUUCAUUCCCGAGUCUCCUAGAUGGCUGGCAAAGAGAGGACGCGCGAAAGAUUCUGUGGAAGCAUUGCAAAUACUUCGUGGAAAAGAUGCUGAUGUAUCUCAAGAAGCAGAAGAAAUUCAGGAUUAUAUAACUAGUUUAGAACGGCUCGCAAAACCGAAUGGGCUGGAUUUGUUUCAGAAAAGAUAUUUGCGCUCACUCACGAUUGGGGUAGGGCUUAUGGUCUGCCAGCAAUUAGGGGGAAUCAAUGGUGUUUGCUUUUAUACUGGCAGUAUUUUUGAUCUAGCAGGAUUUCCUUCUGCAACGGGGAGUAUAAUAUACGCUAUCCUUCAGAUUGUGAUCACAGGUGUUGGAGCAGCCCUCAUAGAUAGAGCAGGCCGGAAGCCCCUACUUUUGGUAUCUGGAUCAGGAUUGGUUGCAGGAUGUAUAUUUACUGCAGUUGCAUUCUAUCUCAAGGUUCAUGAUGUGGCUGUGGGAGCAGUCCCAGCACUUGCCGUAACCGGCAUAUUGGUCUACAUAGGAUCGUUUUCAAUAGGAAUGGGAGCAAUUCCAUGGGUUGUGAUGUCUGAGAUAUUUCCUGCCAAUAUUAAAGGACAGGCCGGAAGUAUAGCCACAUUAGUGAACUGGUUUGGUGCAUGGCUAUGCUCCUAUACUUUCAACUUUCUCAUGGGUUGGAGCUUCUAUGGUACCUUCAUUCUUUAUGCCGCAAUCAAUGCACUAGCUAUAUUAUUUAUAGUUUUAGUAGUUCCAGAAACCAAAGGUAAAAGCCUUGAACAAUUACAGUCAGCCAUCAACGCGUAGGAAGUUUGCGAUUUGCAGUGUUUGGUGAAACAACAAAGGAUGCAAGUUGAUGAAUCAACAUCCAUAUCUGUUUUACUGUUUAUUUCUAUAUUUGAUGAUUGAAUUCACUAUUGGUUGUCUUGAUUUCAUUGGUUCAUGAAGUAUACUCUAAAGCAUUCUAAAAACUAUUAUAUUUCAUCCAUUGAUACUGUAA